AGAGCAGGCUCCUCCAGUUCCAGGAUGCCUGCCCCUGCCUCCUGGACCCACCAGUCUCCUUGUCUGCUGCUGGCUUUACUGCUGGGACUCACAGGAGCGGCCAGCCAGGAGGAGCUGCAGGUGAUCCAGCCUGACAAGUCCGUGUCGGUGGCAGCCGGAGAGACGGCCACUCUGCGCUGCUCCCUGACCUCCCUGCUCCCUGUGGGGUAUAUUAAGUGGUUCAGGGGGUCGAGUCCAGACCAACAGUUAGUCUACAGUUUCAGAGGAGGAGAAGGCCCCUUCCCCCGAGUAACCAGUGUCUCAGAUGCCACAAUCAGAGACAACAAGGACUUUUCCAUCCGCAUCAGUAACAUCACCCCAGCAGACACUGGGGCCUACUAUUGUGUGAAGUUCCAGAGAGGGAGCCCUGACACAGAACUGAAGUCGGGACCAGGCACGCAGAUCACCGUGAGUGCCAAACCCUCUCGCCCUGUGGUAUCGGGGCCCACAGAGAGGGCCACCCCUGGGCAGAUGGUGACCUUCACGUGCCAGUCCCACGGCUUCUCCCCCAGAGACAUCAGCCUGAAGUGGUUCAAAAAUGGGAAUGAGCUGCCAGCCCCCCGGCCCAACGUGGACCCCCCAGGAUUGGCCGUUUCCUACAACGUCUCCAGCACAGCCACGGUGCCACUGGCGUCGGGGGACGUCCGCUCCCAGGUCAUCUGCGAAGUGUCCCACGUCACCCUGCAGGGCGGCGGUCUUCGUGGGACAGCCAACUUGUCUGAGACCAUCCGAGUCCCGCCUACCUUGGAGGUUUCCCAGUAUCCCGCGGCAGGGAACCAGGUGAUUGUCACCUGCCAGGUGAAGGAGUUCUACCCCCGGAACCUACAGCUGACCUGGUUGGAGAACGGAAACGUGUCCCGAACAGAAAAGCCCUUGACUCUCCUGGAGAACAAGGAUGGGACCUUCACCUGCACGAGCUGGCUCCUGGUGAACGCUUCUGCCAACAGGGGGAAUGUGGUGCUCACCUGCCAGGUGGAGCAUGACAGGCAGCCGGCGGUCUCCAAAGCCCUCACCCUGGUGGCCUCAGCUCACAAGGACAAGCAGGACACAGAUGUAACUUCAGGCAAAGAGCAGUCCAUGCCACUCCUCAUCGCUCUCCUCCUGGGCUCUAAGGUGCUGGUGCUGGUGGGUGUCUCUGCCUCCUACAUGCACAGGAAGCAGAGGCCCUGACUGUAAGUCCUGGGGAGGGAGGGCAGGCCAAGGUCUGUCCUGGGAGGGCAAGGUCAGGUGGAGGGCAGCCCCCCGGUCACACGUGGUCAGGGCCCCCAGGA
Molecule: messenger RNA, 1310 nt
Organism: Talpa occidentalis (Iberian mole)
Lineage: Eukaryota; Metazoa; Chordata; Mammalia; Eulipotyphla; Talpidae
Product: signal-regulatory protein beta-1-like
Exons: 5
Coding region: 25-1209 (394 amino acids)
Biological process (GO): positive regulation of T cell activation; positive regulation of phagocytosis
Cellular component (GO): plasma membrane
Source: RefSeq, a predicted model, not a curated record